UUAGUCAGUUACCGCCCCUGAAUGGUAUAAUAGGUGGCGCUCUAGUUGUUGCGGUCCCAGUGUAUUUCCGGUAAGUACACUUGAGAUUGGUAAGAGAGUGGACGUAAAACCCGUUAAAUGAUCUAGCGGAGAGGAUAUGCCGAAAACGUGUUGCUGUGUCCCGUAUUGUAGUGAAAGAGGGGGGCAUGCAUUCCCGAAGGAUGAAAGACUCAAGUUAUUAUGGUUGUCGGCUAUCAAACGAAACUCGUCGGAGAAAAGAUUCCAGCGGUGGACCCCAACAAAGUCGAGCGUCGUUUGUUGCGGUCACUUCAGUGAUGCCGACUACAAAACAGAGACCUCAUACGGUAAGUCAUCGGCUUUGAUGUUUCGAUUAUUGUUAAUUUUCAAAUUCAUCAUGUUUCUGUAAUGUUAAAGCUAGAUGGUUUUGAAAACGCAUACCCGUGUUUUCCCACCUAGGGUCUGGGUCGUUAUCAAUAUCGGUACUGUGGCUAUUAUUAAACCCGUACAUAUGUAUACAAUGCAAGUCGAGUAACAAGCAAUAGCAAAAGCAGUCAUCGGUAUUCUUAUAAGCGUGUCCGCUUCUUGACCACCUGUUUUUUAAUUAUUCUAUUUACAGUACGCAUGCCCAAAUCAUGUAUCAAGUAUAGUAGAUUCCUCACCCAUUCAUAAUGACCCAGCAAAAAAAAUCUUUCACUUGUUUAAUUUCAACAUAUAUGCUGUUUACUGUUGUUGUUGUUUUAUUUUCUUUUGUUUAAUUUACUUUUGUUUUGUUUCAUGUCAUGGCCGAGUCUAAUGCAGCAACUACUAAUGAUCAAAUCAAAAUGAACUAUAUACUAGCCAAGCGUUCUGAUAAUAUUGUUUGGAUAUAUGUAUAGUCAUUUUGUUUGAUUGAUCUUACAACAUUCAAGCUGCCGAAGGAUGGAUAGUAUCAUCUGAUGGUGAAUCUAUUUGUAAACAAUGAUUAAAGGGUACUUUACCAUUGCGCAAGCAACUGAGGGAUGGAGCUGUCCCAAGCAUUUUUGCAUGGAAACCAACAGAAAAUUCCGGUCCCAGAGCAAAACGUCUGUGUGUACGAAAUGCAGAAAAAGAAUCUAAUGGUAGAUUUGUAAUGAAUGAUUUUUUAUAUGAUAGUCGCUGUCCUUCUUCAGAUGAUCAAGAGGUGGAAAUUGAUCCUUCUAGUGACUUGAAUGUUGCUUAUGAGGAGUGUGUUACUGACUCAUCUCUAUCGAUCUACAUUGAAGAAGAAUGUAUUGAUAUUGCAGAGUCACCGUUGCUGACAAAUGCAUGUACACAAACACCACAUCUACCUGUACUUUCCAUUGAAUAUUUUGUAAGUGAUGAUGCUGGAACCAUGUUUUACACAGGAUUGUCUUCGUACAAGGAUUUUAAGUUUGUGUUGGCAUGUCUCGGAGAUGGUGUGAAUCAUCUGAAUUAUCUGUACAAUCAGGUAGAAAAUGUUUCUAUUGAAAAUCAACUCUUUUUAACUUUAAUUAAGUUAAGACAGAACAAAACAAAUUUUGAACUCAGUCGUCUUUUCAAUAUUUCUGAGACAUCUGUUGCUAACAUUUGGAUCACAUGGCUUAAUUUUAUGUAUCGACAAUGGCAAGAGAUACAAUGGUGGCCUGAACGAGAUCUUGUAAGAUAUUUUUGUCCAACUGAUUUUUUGUCCAAGUUUCCUACUACCAGAGUAAUUGUUGAUGGAACAGAGUGCCCUGUGAAAAAACCUAGGCCUCCUGUUGCUCAACAGUCAACCUAUUCAACAUACAAAAAUAGGAAUACGAUUAAAGUGUUAGUAGGGACAACUCCAGGUGGAUUAGUCUCCUAUUUAUCUCCUGCUUAUGGAGGGUCAGUCAGUGAUCGUCAGAUUGUUGAAAGGAGUAAUUUGGCCAGUAUUUGUGACCCAGGAGAUUCUAUAAUGGCAGACAAGGGAUUUAAUGUUCAGGAUUUGUUUGCUGUUAGAGAUGUAGCUAUUAAUAUACCUACUUUCUUUAGAAAGAAAAAUAGGAUGACAGGCAAAGUUGUGCUCAGAGACAGGAAAAUAUCAAGUAAGCGUGUUCAUGUUGAACGUUUAAUUGGCCUAGCAAAGACUUAUAAAAUACUAGCAAUGCCAAUGAACAAUAUGCAGACAAAGCUUUCGAGUGAAAUCACAUUUGUUUGUUUUAUGCUUUGCAACUUCAGAAAAUGUAUUGUUCCAAGACAUGCAUGAAAAGAUUGACAUCAAAAGUCAGAUUACCGGGUAUAUAAAAAGAUAUUAUGUCAUAAAGAUUUUACUUACAGUUGUAGAUUUUAUGUAUAACUUCAUUGGCAGUUCUAUCACUAUCAAACUUUGAUAUUCCAUAUCUGAACUACUUAUCUCCUAUCUUCACACAGUAUGAUUAAUAUCAAUGGGUCAUUUAUACAAAAUAUGUUAAAUAAAAAAACAUCAUUUAAUUUUGGUAGGCAAAUAACUUUAUGAUCAGGAAGUAGUGUUGAUUAAUUUAAACAAGGCUUUUUGAAAUAUAUUUUUGUAUUUCAAAAUCAAAUUCCAACAUUACAAGUAAAAUGAAGAUAAUACAAGUCCAACUUUUAACUGGCGGUCAUUAUCACAAAUGUUACACACCUAUAUAUGUACUGGUAGGUUUGGUUUAUAAUAUUUUACAUCCUAUUAGUAUAAUUACUAUAGCAGCCAUGGUUAUUAAAGGAAUUGCCGGGCUAAGGUGGAUGAGAAAGCCAGUGUACCCGGAGAAAAACCAUGUUUAUAUGCCCUGCAUUUGUUUUCAAACUGGUAACCUAAAGGUAGAUAGUGAUAGCAUUCAGCCACCAAUAUCUAUACAUAUAAUGUACACAUUUAUCAUCUUUGUCAAAUAUAGAGUACAUACCAAACACAAUUGUUGAUCUAAUUCAAAGAAAGAAGACCAAAAAGAAGUAACUGAUAUCAAAAGUUCCAUCUUAUUUCAUUUUUUUCUGUUGUGUGUUUACAUUCAAGAUCUUAUACUUUUUAAGAAAAUCUUCUAUCCAUAUAUGGUACCCGUGUAAUUAUUUUCAUGAACCCCAACUUAAUGUAUUCAAUUUCCUUACAGUUUGAGAAGGUUGAACAAUAGUAUAGUUUAUCAUCACUAUUUGUCUUUGUAGUCAUGGAUUUGAGAUGACUACUAGUAGGUAAUCAAUGUAACACAUAAUUGAGAAACUCUAACUACGGACUUUUUGAGUAAAAUAUCUUUCCCAUCUCUGGACUCGGUAUGAAAUAUGGGUACUAUGGAUAUAUAUCCAUAUUAAGUAUACUUACAUAGAAGGGAAAUCAACCCUUUGAUAUAAAGUGAUUUAGCUUCGAGUCUAUGGUAAGAUAUUUCGAUUGAAUAGUCCUUAGUUUAAGUUAUGAUGUCUCUAGUUUUGAAAUGAAUAUCUGUUGUAAUCUUUGAAGUAGAACCUUUCCAGAACAGCUGCUUUAAAGUUAAGGUUGAAAAAAAUCUCAAGUUCUGUAAUCAUGUCCUCUAUAAAUGUGUCAUCACGAGGGACACUAAUGAUCUUUGUGUCUUUGAAGGUGUACACAACUAGUUUGCACAGAUUACGUCCUGUACAGAACAGCUGACCCUGAAUUUGGUAGUAGUAGUUGUGAGUUUGGUCAAGUACCAGUUCUCCACUAACAAAGUCUAGGUAAGGAACAGUUUCAGGAGUGAUCUCGCUGUCUUUUGCACUGUAUGGACAUUUUAUUUCAACUAGUUCAGACUCACCUAGCAGUGCAUCAGGAGAAGAUGCUAAGAAAGGAUAAGAUUUACUAACAAAUAAACCACAUUUCUGUGUUUGCACACCAGUCAUAUCCUCAAAUUUACUGAGGGCAAGUGAUUCAUAUGUCUGUCCAUGAUGAAUAGGUGCAGGGGAUGUUGAUGUUUCUUGGUCAUUGUGUACAUGUGAAGUGUUGCUAUGUUGUGUCAAUGUCCUUGCCAGUUUUACCAUGUUGGUCUUGUUUGUUGCUUUACUGAUUCUGCCAAAAUUCGAUGAGGUAAUCCGUAUGCAUCUUUCUUGAAACCAACUCUUACUUGAAGCUUGAUCGCGAGUGUUUUUUUCAAUUUGUGUUAUCUCGUCAACAGUUAUUUUUGUAAUUUUCAUUUUCUGCAACCAAAUGUCGGAGGAUGUUAAUUCAAAAUAGUCAUGAUCUUUAUCAAGGGCAUAUGGGUUUGCUGGUUUGAAAAGUUGUGAUACAGGAUAGUCAUUAACUUGAUUGUGGUUCAUCCAAAUUGACCUAAAGUGAUCAUUGUAUCCUGGAAUAUUUCGGUAUUGCUGUGGACGUGGAUCAAAAUUUACACAUUUAACAGACUCUUUUGCAAGUGGAAGUUCACUGGCCUUGAUUGGGCUUCCAUGGUAGGGCUUUGUUUUGUGAAAUGAUUGUAGUUUUUGAGUACAAGUUUCCUCUGUAAAUACUUCCUUAGUAACUGAAAAUCUAUGGCAUGCAAAAAGAACAGCACAAACAUGUUUACAGUGGGCUUUCGGACCCAUACCAGCUGCACAUUCACACUGUCCCUCAACCACACAACCCUUCUUGUCAAUACAUACAUCUACAACAUAUGAUACACUUUUCUUCAUUUGCGCACGGCAUUCAGAUCUUAUGUAAAAGCUGUCAGCCUCUGAUGCCAAACGUAAAUAUUUGAGAAAUCGAUUUGAGUACAAAUCUUUAGCGUCACUGUCUAUAGUCUUUUGUAGUGGAAGGAGAUAUGACUCUACUGCCUCUAAUGUCAAGUUUGUGAAAUCUGUGUCUUGGUUAAUAUCUCUAUAACUCUCGAAACCUGGCACACUCAUACUAAAUUCAGGCUCUAACUCUUCACGACCAAAAUCUUUGUUUCUAUCAUACGCCUCAAGCCUGAAACAUGCAAAUUAGAAUAUAUAUUAUACAUGUAACUAUGUAUAGAUUUUUAUGGCUCACAAGCUAAAAGUUGACCCUCACAUGUCUAAUGCUAUUUUCAUUUGAGCUGAUACAUGAUCCUAUUUGAAGUAUAAAAAUAAUCUAAAUGUAAUUUAACAAUGUAAUUAAAUUAUCUUCACUUUACUGGAGUUGGUCAUCAGUGUUUACAAGUGUUGAAGUAAUAAAACAAUAUCAAACACAAA
Messenger RNA from Pecten maximus, 5079 nucleotides. RefSeq lists its product as uncharacterized. The transcript has 2 exons. Bases 1109 to 2206 code for a protein of 365 amino acids. The record is from RefSeq and is a predicted model, not a curated record. NCBI's taxonomy places the organism in Eukaryota, Metazoa, Mollusca, Bivalvia, Pectinida, Pectinidae.